This is a messenger RNA of Spea bombifrons (plains spadefoot toad), 1996 nucleotides long. It is a transcript of the gene MXRA8, whose product is annotated as matrix remodeling associated 8. Gene Ontology annotation, biological process: establishment of glial blood-brain barrier; cell adhesion. The transcript has 10 exons. The coding region runs from base 209 to 1510 and encodes 433 amino acids. The record is from RefSeq and is a predicted model, not a curated record. Gene Ontology annotation, cellular component: membrane; cell surface. NCBI's taxonomy places the organism in Eukaryota, Metazoa, Chordata, Amphibia, Anura, Pelobatidae.
GAGGUUGGAUUAAAUCCGAGCUGCGGGGAUAGGACAAAGCAAAGCCUAAAAGUUAUUCGGUGGGGGGGGGAGAAGGGGUAAAAGUUCUGCGCAUGCAGAUGUUGAGUUGGACAUUGUGAUGUGAUAGCAGAACUCGGCAAAGCACAAACAAGAAGAGAGGGAGAGCAGAAACACAAAGACAGCCUGGAAAAGCAAGAAGAAGGGAGAGAUGGAGAUCAUAUACAAACUUCUCAUGUGCCAGCUGGCUGUCCUACACAGUCAUGUUGUUUCAUCAUAUUUUGUACCGGCAAGCCAGCAGAACCCAGAUAGCGUGGUGGUCUCUGUGUCAAACAUCACUGCCUACACCGGUUCCCAAGCUCAACUUCUGUGCCAGAGUUACCAGAUGGUAUGGACACAGGACAACCUACUGGAUAGGCAACGCGUUUUACACUGGGAUCUGUACAGCAGUCAAGGAGUAUACCGUGGAGAACGCCUUCUAGAUAUGUUCUCCGCCGGGGAGUUCCGCUUCUACAGUGGGUACAACCAGCGCCGAAUGCACGUCUCGGAAACGGCUUUCAAGGACGGCAAUUUCUCUUUGGUGAUCAAAGGUGUUUCUAUGAGUGAUCAAGGGCUGUACUCUUGCAAUCUCCAUCAUCAUUAUUGUCACCUGGAUGAAAAUGCUAAAAUUUUGCUGAACAUCACCAAGUCAGAAAGGAGAGCAAAGAUCUACUGGGAUGGAGAAAAGGUGGUCAUUGUGGCUUUAGUCGGCUCCACGGUUGUGCUUCCCUGUGAGAAUUGGAAUCACAUAUGGACUGAUCGCCACAGAGAGGAGGACCAACAAGUGGUUCACUGGGACCGCCAAGCCCCAGGGAUUCCUCAUGACCGAGCUGACCGGCUGAUUGACAUGUAUGCAUCAGGGGAGAGAAGGUCAUACGGGCCCAUCUUCAUCAGGAGCAAAAUGAAUGUUUCCGAUAAGGCCUUUGCACAGGGAGACUUCUCGCUCUAUAUAUCGGAUCUGACACGAGGGGAUGAGGGGACAUACUCAUGCCACCUGCAUCAUCAUUACUGUGGUCUUCAUGAGCGAAGGAUCUUCUACCUAACUGUCUCCGAUCCUCCAAAAAGAGAAGAGCCACCCGGCAAAAAAAGUGUAGAUUCAGCUUCGACUAUAGCUCCCAACAAAAUCCCAGAACACAAAGGCAUAGUUCCAGAAUAUUUUCUCCAUUUCUUACAACACUUCGGAUACAUCCUGGCAACCUCGUUGCUGUUUAUCCUGCUCCUCACAGCUGUGAUCCUCAUCACUCGCAAGCAUCAGAGACGAGGUUACGGAUACAACUUAAAUAAAACUCAAGGGAAGCAGGUGAACAUGAAGGAACUCUGUAUGAUGCCCUCUGAACUUGUCCAAUACAGGAAGGAAGACCUCCGAAUCGAUUAUAAAAAUAACAUUUUGAAGGAACGUGAACUGAAGGACAGGACUUUAACUCCAAAAAACGUUGACUUAGACCUUGAGCUUCGGAAGGAAUAUUGUAAAUAAAGAACCCUAUGCUGCUGCUGGCUGGCCCAGGAGCUAACUCUUCAAUUAAAAAAAGGACUGAAUGUUUCUGUAUGUUUUUCAUGCAAGCUGCCUGUUACUUGUAUCUGUCUGUUCUUCUUGUCCUGCUGUCUCCAUCCAACAAGCUCAGGACCGAUCAGAGUUCUUCACGUCAGAAAGCACCACUUUAUCUCGGUGGAAUGGGCACCUUGGGAACGUCCAACGACUCCCACACACAUUCUCCAUCCUCCAAUAUAAUAAUGUAUCUCAAGAUUAGAAAACGCUCCCCAAAAAUGUUACCCCAGUGUUUAAUGGCUUUUUUUUUUGCAAUAGCUGCUUUUAAAAGUGUUUAGUAUUUAGUGGCAAACAGCAGAUAAUAUAUAGGUAACAUUGUAUAUGUGGCUUCACUGUGGCAUUAGGAAUUAUCAGGCAUUAUGUUUAAGCCUAAAUCCAAUUUUUAAUUGACAUUUAAUAAAAAUGUAAUAUAUA